AAGAAGAAGUGGUCCAAGGGCAAGGCAGUCAAGGACAAGGCCCAGCACGCUGUCGUUCUCGACAAGCAGACCAACGACAAGCUCCAGAAGGAUGUCCAGUCCUACCGCCUCAUCACCGUUGCCACUCUCGUCGAUCGCUUGAAGAUCAACGGUUCGCUCGCGCGUCAAGCCCUCAACGACCUCGAGGCCAACGGUCAGAUCAAGAAGGUUGUCGGACACUCUAAGCUCAGCAUCUACAGUAUGUCACCACAAUAG
This is a messenger RNA of Alternaria rosae, 255 nucleotides long. Its product is annotated as ribosomal protein S25. The transcript is spliced from 2 exons. Lineage: Eukaryota; Fungi; Ascomycota; Dothideomycetes; Pleosporales; Pleosporaceae. Gene Ontology annotation, cellular component: cytosolic small ribosomal subunit. Gene Ontology annotation, molecular function: structural constituent of ribosome. The record is from RefSeq and is a predicted model, not a curated record. The annotation marks the transcript as partial.